AACCUGCUGCAUAUAUCUUGAUGGAUACAUUGACUGCUGUUAUUCAGUUUUUGAAUAUGAGAACCUGUCACAAUACCUCUGUCUUAUUGGAUUUCUGUGGUCUCUCUCCCCAGAUGGGCACACUGUUCUGCGUCAUAUCUGUAUAAUUAAUAGUGGUCGUGCAAACAAGAGUUCACUCACUGAUCAGUUCUGAAGAGGCCACAUCAUGCAGCUAAAGGACACAACGUGGACUUUUUUCUUUGUAAUGUCUGAUACCAGCCUGAGGGACACACUGGGACUUCCCCACUUGGCCCUUUCUCCAUCUGGAGAUAGCCGCAUCUCAUGAGAAUUUCUCCACCCAGAUCUCCAACCCAGCCUCCUUAAAUCUGCAGAAUGGAGAAAGCCAUUAUACAAUGGGCUACUUCAUGUGACAAAGACAUUUAAAUUGUAUUCUUUUCUGUUUUGCAAAACUGCAGGCUAGGCAAAUCUGAGGGCCCUACAACAUUUGAGCCAAAUCCUUGACCUCUAAUAUAUUAAUGGCUGCAGAAAUAAGGAUUGCCUCAAAGUUUGGGAACUAUUUGAACAGGCUUUUGUGUACAAGGACCCGUGCAGCAUGACGGAAGAAGAUUAUCAGCCUUUAAUGGAAAUGGCAAGACAGUCCAUCCCGUGCAACAAGUCCUUGUUCUGGAGCAAAACGCAUGACCUGGUGCAUCGUUACACGAAAAUAAAUAAUGAUUUCCUCACCUUGGAAGAUACUUUGCUAGGCUACAUAGCAGAUGGGAUUUCCUGGUGUGGAAACCCCUUCGAUUCAGGAGUCAACUAUGAAUCCUGCCCGAAAUGGACUGAGUGUGAAAGUAACCCCAGUUCAGUCUAUUGGAAAUUGGCAUCCAAGAUGUUUGCAGAAGCAUCAUGUGGAACAGUACAAGUGAUGCUCAAUGGAUCAACAGCAUCUGGAGCAUUCAGAAAAAGCAGCAUUUUUGGCAGUGUUGAAAUUGUUAACUUAAACCCAGAGAAAGUUUCCAAGAUGCAGAUUUGGCUAAUGCAUGACAUUGAUGGACCUCAGAGGGAAUCUUGCACAGGACAUUCCAUUGCACAGUUGAAAGAGAUCUUGAAAAACCAUAAUAUAAGUGUGUCCUGCGAAGACAAUUACAGGCCGGCACAGUUGCUUCAGUGUACUAGAAACCCCAACCACACCGCCUGCGCAGUUUGCUCCUGAAAUCAUGGGGGAAGACAGAAGAGUGAACUCUCAUCAGAUUUAGAGAGAUCCAACAGAUAAUAUGAUCAUGUAAUGCAGAGAGCUGCUUUCUACCAGAUAUUUUUAUACCACCCAAGAAGUUAGAGCAGUGUUUCUCAACCGUGGCAACUGUAAGAUGUGUGGACUUCAACUCCCCAUGGCUGGCUGGGGAAUUC
This is a messenger RNA of Python bivittatus (Burmese python), 1389 nucleotides long. The record is from RefSeq and is a predicted model, not a curated record. NCBI's taxonomy places the organism in Eukaryota, Metazoa, Chordata, Lepidosauria, Squamata, Pythonidae.